Messenger RNA from Penicillium vulpinum, 1689 nucleotides. RefSeq names its product Carboxylesterase type B. Lineage: Eukaryota; Fungi; Ascomycota; Eurotiomycetes; Eurotiales; Aspergillaceae. The transcript is spliced from 4 exons. The record is from RefSeq and is a predicted model, not a curated record. Bases 1 to 1689 code for a protein of 562 amino acids.
AUGCAAAUCCUUGACUGGGCCUAUCUGCUACUGGCCGCAUCCGGGGCUGUUGUGGCGGCUGCCCAAUUACCGAUUGUGGACCUAGGCUAUCAGCGGCACCAAGCUAUUGGCUUCAACUCAACUGGUAACUAUUACCAAUUUUCGAAUAUCCGGUAUGCCGAGCCCCCACUGGGUCCGUUACGGUUCGGGUUACCUGUCGCACCACGCAAUCGCAGCCACGAGGUCGUUAAUGGUGAAGGGCUUGGUAACAUAUGCCCCCAGUCACAGGCAUGUUGGUUCAACGUGCAGAGUGAAUUUGUCAGCGCUGUGACUGCAGGGUCUGAUUUCAAUUUCACCGCUGCAUAUGACCAGGUAUAUCAGCAGGAUAGCUGUACCAACCCACGGCCCAUCGCAGAACAGAACCCAUUGGAGUCAGAAGAUUGCCUAUUUCUAGAUGUGUAUGUCCCAGAAAAGGUGAUAUCGAAAGGAGGACUCGAAAAAGCAAAACCCAAUACAGGUGCGCCCGUGUUGGUGUACUUCCAGGAUGGAGCCUAUGUGUCUGGGUCCAAAUCAGAUCAGAAUCCUUCCGGCUUGAUCGCAACCAGCAAGGCAGAUGGCUCCUCUGGUAUAAUCUACGUGGGAGUCAAUUAUCGACUGGGCGCUUUUGGAUGGCUAUCAGGCCAGAAAUUUCGGUCGGAGGGCGGUGUGCCUAACGCUGGGCUAUACGAUGAGCGUCUGGCAUUAGAAUGGGUGCAGCGGCAUAUUGCGAAGUUCGGCGGUGAUCCCUCGCGCGUCACCGUCAUGGGCGUCUCAGCCGGUGGGGGAUCCAUCACAAUGCAACUGACGGCAUAUGGACGCGCUAUUCGGCCCCCGUUCGCCCAGAUCAUUGCACAAAGCCCGGCUUGGGAAGCAGGCACGAAGACACCGGCCAUCGAGGACGACCUAUUGGAUACGUUCCUGGGCUUGUUGAAUGUCAGCAGCCUGGAGGAGGCCCGGCGUCUGCCAUCCCAGGCCUUGCUAGAUGCUAACUAUGAGCUAGUAGCAUCCCGUCCGUAUGCAUCUGGAAUAUUAGGACCUGCCAUUGAUGGAGAUUUUGUGCCCGAUAGUCCCAAGCGACUCCUGCUCGAGGGGAAGGUCGAUCCUUCAGUGCGAAUUUUUACCUCGUACACUGCCAAUGAAGGCUUUAUGCUGGCCCCGGCCAAUGUAACGAACGAUGUCACAUUCAACCGAUACGUGGAUGUGCUACUCCGCAGUACCAAUGACACCGUACGCGCCUACGCCGCCAAGGUGCUUUACCCACCCAUCUUUAAUGGUAGCUCGCCUUAUCGCAGUCAGCACGAACGGGCGAACCUACUCUGGUCCGAGGUCUCCACCACCUGCAACACCCGGUAUUUACAUAGAGCCGUCAAAACACCAGGGUAUGCGAUUGAGUACGCUGUGGCUCCCGCAAUGCAUCUCUCAGACAGCACGUCUGUCUUCUACAAUGGACAGGGUUCCGACGCAUCGCUGAAUGCCACAAUCGCACAACUCAUGCAGCGGCAGAUCGUACAGUUUGUCAAGACCGGGGCUCCAAAUGUCAAGGGAGACCCUCAAGUGCCCAUCUAUCACGGACAAGCCCAUCUCCUUUCUCUAGGAGAUGACGGGGUGUAUGUGAAACUGGACUCAACCAAUACAAAUCGGUGUGCGUACUGGCAGCAGGUCGAGUUUUGA